Messenger RNA from Elephantulus edwardii (Cape elephant shrew), 1017 nucleotides. It is a transcript of the gene ZCWPW2, whose product is annotated as zinc finger, CW type with PWWP domain 2. The transcript has 8 exons. Gene Ontology annotation, molecular function: zinc ion binding. The record is from RefSeq and is a predicted model, not a curated record. Lineage: Eukaryota; Metazoa; Chordata; Mammalia; Macroscelidea; Macroscelididae. The coding region runs from base 1 to 1017 and encodes 338 amino acids. Gene Ontology annotation, cellular component: nucleus.
AUGGAGUCUUCAGUGAAAAGCGGUGUGUGUAUAAACAAAGUGUGGGUUCAGUGUGAGAAUGAGACUUGUUUGAAAUGGAGGCUGUUGUCAAAUGAGGAUGUCUCCAGAGUUGACCACAGUGCACCUUGGUUCUGCUUCAUGAACAGUGAUCCCCGGUGUAACAGGUGCUCCGCUCCUGAAGAAGACUUUCCUGAAGAAUCUCAGCUUCAUCAGAGUGGACUGAAGAUCGUCUAUUCACAGCUGCCCCUGGGAAGCCUGGUUUUGGUAAAAUUAGUUAGGUGGCCAAGCUGGCCAGGGAUACUUUGCCUGGAUCCCUUUAAAGGAAAAUAUGUGAACUAUGACUUAGAUGGAAAUGUUGAAGAGUACCACAUUGAAUUCUUGGGUGAGCCUCAUUCAAGAUCAUGGAUGAAUGCGACAUUUGUUGGACAUUAUAGUAUCACACUAAAGCCAGAAAACUGUAAGACUAGGAAGAAGUGGUAUAAAAGUGCGCUACAGGAAGCGUCCCUGCUCUGUGGAUCCUCUCACGAGCAAAGGCUGGAGCAGUGCUACCUCUCGAAACAGGAUAAACCCAAAGCUGAUACCAAAGUUCCUGCGAUCAUCAAGAAAAGGAUGCAACGUUCCAAAACUAAUAUUGAAAAGGAAAAACUCAAAUUUAGUAAAAGGAAACGGAAAGCUGUUUUAAAAUGUUCUUAUGAAGACUUUUGUGCAGAUGAUGCCUUAUCCAAGGAGAACAAGGUUGUCUCUGAGACAGAAAUGCUGCUCCAGGAGCUGGAGCAAAUGCUACAGCAAGCCCUUGAGCCCACAGCGACCCCUGCUGAAUCCAGAGAAGAACUUGGGGAGGAAACAAAUCCAGGAGGAAAGUUCUCUAGCCUGGAAGCUCCUGCAAGCAGUCCAGUCGAGAACAACUGUGAAGAGGACUAUCUUGUCAUUGAUGGAGUGAAAUUAAAAGCUGGAGAGUGCAUUGCAAAUAUAACUAACAAAUUUGAAGAAAUAGAUGCAUUGAUGUCUGAAUUUUAA